AUGUGGUCUGCGGUGGGUGCGUGUCCGCGCAGCCGGCACCGCUUGCGGCGCAGGACCAUUGCGACUGUGCGUGUGGCGCUGCUUGUUCUGUUGGCGCUGGUUGCGGCGGCGUGGAUGCCCGCGGUGCAUGCGGUGCCGUUGCGACUGCGGGGCGGUACGGUGGAGAGAGCCAUCACGGUGGGCCGCGCCGUGGACACGGUGCUGAUGGACGGCGUGUACGUCACGAACGGCGUGGCUGUGGUGUUCGACGUGCCGGCGAUGCUUCCCGGCGCGCUGCGCAUCGAAUUGAGGAACUGCGUGUGCGACGGCGGUGCGCAGAUCUACGUGCGGGGCUACAGCGGUGAGCCGGCGAGUGACCGGAGCCUGGAGGUGAGCGUGCGCGGGCUGUCGGGGAGCUACUGCUCGCUCGUGUUUGUGCACAACCUGCCGGCACACACGAACGUGACGGUCCGUGACUCGACGAUUGUGACGGCGGGGCCGAUGCGCUACACCCAGCUGAGCGGGCUGACGGACGCGGUGGCGUCGCCGCUUGUGCUGCACGCGAUGUCGCUAUUGCAGUCGCAGCUGCGUGUGAGCAACACUGUGCUGAGGUCGUCGCAUGCGGGCGGGACGGCGGUGCACGUUGGCGGCGGUGUGGACCUGCUGUCGAGCGCGGUGGUGCUUGACGGCGUGUCGCUGGAGGCGUCGGGCGGUCCGACCGCGUCCGCGAUGAAUGUGUCAUCCUCGUCGCGUCUCAGUCUGCGUAACCACUCGGUGUUCUCCGUGACGAGCGUGUCGGUUGUGAGCAGCGGCGGCGGCAUUGUGCUUGGCGAGCGCCUCGCGGUGUCCGACUCGGUGCUGCGCUUCGUGGGCGUCGAGGGGUCUGCUGCGUCGUCGCUGGUGCGCUGCGACGGUGGGACGGUCGGUGCCGGCGGGUGGCUGGAGCUGCACGACGUGUGGGCGGUGGGCGAGGCGUCGUCGGUGGCGUCGCUGUCGGGUGUGACGCUGAGCGGCGGCGCCGUGUCUAUUGCUCGCUGCGCUGCCACUGGUGCGACGCUUGUCUCCGGGCUGACGAUCACGAGCGGCGCUGUGUCCGUGCAGUGCAACCGUGCUGGCGGCCGCGUGCUGCAGAGCAGCGGCGACUACCGCAUGGCCGGCCUGUCCUCCGUGAGCGUGGUGCCGUGCGACGGCUGUGCGGCUGCGCUGGCGUGCUUCGAUGCGCUGACGGCGUCGUUCUCCGAGUGCGUGUGCAGCUGCCGCGCCGGCGGUGUGGGCGACGCGUGCCUGCCGUUCGACGUGCCGCCUGCGAGGGCCGGCGGUGGUGGUGGCGGUGCGCAGGACUGCGUGAGUGGCGUGACGCUGACGGAGUCCGUGACGGUUGGCGGCGGGCGUGCGACGACGUGCUUCGACUCGGUGGUGUUCAGCGGGCCGAUCACUGUGGCGGUGGAUCUGCGUUCGAUGGACGCGUUUGCUGACGCGCUGAACGUGACGCUUCGCCACUGCGUGCUUGCGGGCGGCGCAAAGCUGCGGAUUGGCGGCCUCAGCGAGAUCACGGCGCACCUGGUUCCUCACGCCCUCGUCAACAUGACGAACGUGACGUCGCUGGAGGGCACGAUUGUGCUGCAUGGCGCGAUGCCGCCGAACUCGAGUGUGCUGCUGGCGAACUCAACGCUGCGCGCGACGGUUGGCGGGUCGCAGUACGUGCCGACGACCCCUGGCCACGAGAAAUCCCGCUACGGCCCCGCGCUUGUCCUGGACGGCGUCCGGCUUCUGUCGACGUGUUUUGUCAUGACGCGUUCGAAGCUGGUGUGUGGCGGGGGUUCGUGCGCUGCGAUCCUUGUGGAGCGUGGCCUCGGUGUGAACCUGUCCAGCGUCUUCUACAUGGACAACUGCGCCGUCAAUUCGCAGAUGCACGUGAUGUACGCCCUUGCGUCGGACCUGCGUGUUGGCGGCGGCUCCGUGUUCUCCGUACAGAACAGCUCGUGGAGUGCGCCGAGCACCGAGUACUACAAAGGCGCGUGUGUGUUUGGGGACGUUGCGGUGGAUGGCGGCAGCGUGCUGCAGGUUGUGUCCAGCAGUUUCCGUCUCGGCUUUGCCAUGCUCAUGGCAACCACGCUGACAGUGACUGGCGGCAGCUGGCUGGUGCACCGCGACAACGCGUUCCGCACCGCCUACGUUGUGCACGUGGACAAAUACGACGGCGUGGCGUUCCGCGAUCGGAGUGUGUGGUCGAUACUUUACAACGACUUUGGGUACGGCUCCUAUUCGUCGAUCACUGCAUACAUGACAAGCGGGUGGUCACCACCAUCCGACACGCGCCCGAUCAUCUACGGCACGUGCAACAAGGUAAAGAGAUCUCCCGUGACGAAUUACAGAAACGAGCUCAAUAUUGUGGCGCCCGUGACGGCAUUGGACUGUGGAAAUUGCACCGUGGGCGCCGUGUGCUUUGCUGCGAGGACGAGCAGCGUCAGCGGCUGUGAGUGUGUGUGCGCUGCUGGCGGAUACGGUGACACGUGUCUGCCAGCUGCGGUUCCGGACGGUCUUGGGCCGCUCCCGCUCCCUGACGCGAAGGACACGGAGGUCCGCUGCGUUUACGGUGGCAGGAUCAGCUCCGUGGACUAUCCUGAUCCCGGUGUGCGUGGUCUGUGCUUUGUCAGCGUGACCUUCACCGCUGCGAUUGUGCUGGACCUGUGGAGCUUCGACGCGCCAGGAAAGACACUCAACAUCACGCUGCUGCAGUGCGUCCUCAUGGGCCUGUCGAUCAAGGGGAGUGGUGCGCGCGUGCACGUGAAUGUGGCAUUCUCGAUGCUGGAUUCUGGUGCAUUGGAGUUUGAGGGUGAUUUUGGCUUGAGCUCCCAGAUACUGGUGGCAGGCAGUAAGCUCUUGUCAAAGUCGGGUUACGCCAUUAAAUUUCCAAGGUUUACUUUGGGUGCGAACACGACGCUGCUGCUGCUCGACAACAACAUGGAGGGGGUGAGUUCCGCAGUUUAUUUCCCCGUUGCUGUUGUUGUUGAUGGGGGCGGGAUCAUUAUGAAGGGAAAUAUGCUGAAGUCAACAAAGAGCGGUUACAGCUCGGAGUCGGCCGUUUAUUAUAACGGUGUUGAUGUGAAGAACGGCGGCUAUAUUGACGUCGAGAACAACACGAUGAGUGCAGCCAUCGGCAUUUAUUUUCAUUCUUUGGUUUCUGUGAGCUCCGCGGGGCUGCUGAGGGUGGCGGACUGCACCUUCACUGGCAGCACGGAGACAUUCAAUUCUGCGCUGUUGUAUUUGUACGGCUCGGUCAUUUUUCAGGGUGGUGCGCAGUGGCGUGUGGAGGGCAACAACGUGAGCGCAGCUUCAGUAUUCAUUAUGCCGUCUUUCUGGUACAGUACUAGACUGUCGGGCAACGGCACCAUCGUGUCGCUUGCACACAACCGUCAGGCGGACUCUGGUAAAAAUUUUGCGAAGUUUUCAAGGACGUUUGUGACGUCACCCGCGCAGUUUUUGGUUGGGUGCAACAUGCAGGGCGAGAAGGAGGUGUCGCGCAGCUUUUUUUAUCCGAGUGUCGUGUUAGUGUUUGGGUGCGGCAAAUGCAACGACGACACGGCGUGCUACAUGCCCGGGACGGAGUCGGUGAACCGCACUUCAUGCUCGUGCAGCUGCAAAAACGGAUGGCAUGGCGCGUCGUGUCUUCCCUUCGCGGUGCCCGACACGGUUGUGCCGCCCGCGCCGGAGAAAUAUGUGGACGGCGACACGAGCUGCGUGGUGAACCAGACGCUGACGAGCCUCACGCUGAACAUGUGGAAGACGCACCACUGCUACGUGGGUGUGACAUUCAGCGGCGUGGGUGCUGCGCUGACUUUCUCUCCCAACAGUAUGCCGCUGCAUCUCCCCAUCAACAUCACGCUCACUGGGUGCACAUUCCGUGACGGAGCCGCGCUGCAGUUUGUUGGGGGCACUGAGGUGGCCGAGUCGGCCGGCGUCCUGAUCCGCGUGAGCCAGACGGUGAUGCGGUCCUCCGUUGUUCUAUUUAGGCGUGCCCUCCCGCAGCACUGCGACAUUGCCGUCACGGAGGUUGACGCGGUGCAGUCCUCCGAUAUCCAGCUUUCAGGCACUGCAAGCAGCAGGCUGAGCGUGGUGAUGCUGGACGACGUCGUGUUGACUGCGUCCUCGCUGCUGGUCAGCAACGUCAAGGCGCGUGCUUUGGGUUACAGUGGAUAUGGUUUGUACUCGACCGGGACACUGACGCUGGUGGGCGGCAGCUCGCUGUACACGCGGUACUGCAGCUUUGAUAAAUACACAUACAUGUUGUACAUGUAUAGGCUCAUUGCCAGUGAUCGCUCCGUUUUUGCGCUGCUCAACAAUACGAUGGCCACCGGGACAAGUUUCCUGUACCAGUACCACGACUUCACCGUGUCGAAUCACAGCGUGGUGCGCGUGGUGGGGAACAGCGGCUCCGUGUCCUACGCCAUCUAUGCAUAUAAUUCUUGGACCGUCCGGAAUUCAAGCUGGCUGGAUUGGCGCGACAACGACGUGGGAUUGGGUGCGAUGUUCUACUACUCUUCUUUUUACGCUUCCGUGAACAUCGAUGGCAGCAGUGUGGUGACGCUGACGGGCUGCAAGAUGGGCUCAACGGGGUCGUCUAAGCCUCUGCUGUCGCGGAUUGACGCCGGCUACGGGUUCGUUGCCGGAUGUCUGACGGUUGCGGGACGUGUGCUGACGACGGCGGCUGAACUGGAGCUGAAUGGCAUCACCAACGUGACGACGGUUGCUACUUGCGGGGAAUGCACGAGGGACGGCGACUGCUUUGCUCCGCUGACGACGGCUGUCAGCGACUGCAAGUGCCAGUGCGCUGCUGGAGGGCACGGCGAUGUGUGCGUCCCGGCGCCUGUGCCUGCUGGCCCACCACCACCGCCACCGCCGCCCGCACCACCGUCACCGCCGCCGAAUGGAGAGUGCAUCAGCGACGUGGUGUACCCCGAGGUUGCGCAGGCAGUGGGCAGCGGGUUGUCGUGGCUGUGCUACCGCAACGUGACGUUCAGCGGGGGCGGCAUGAUCCUGACGGUGCUGAUUGGGGGGAUGACGGGCGACGUGGCGAAUGUCACGUUUGAUGGAUGCACGUGGAGGGACGGCGCCGUGCUGGUGCUGUUGGGCAACGCGCACGCCGCUGUGGAGUCGCUGAACGUUUUUGUCACCGGCAACACGUUCGAUGACGCGCUUCUUAGCCCGGAGGGUGAUUUUCCACCGCACACGAACAUCACGAUCAGCGGGAACCGCUUCACUGUCACGAGGCUGGUCUCUCGGUCGGGCUUGGACCUUGACAGCCCGUCGUGUGUUGCGAUGAAUGGUCUGGUGGUCAGCAAUGACUCCGCGGUGGUGCUCAGUGGCAAUGUGUUUCAGAGCGUGACGGCAUCUUCAAGCGCCAUUCACGCUGCAGGAUCUCCGCUGAGGGUGUUGUGGCACUCCCUGUUUGCUGUGAUGGACAACAUGUUUCAUAUGGACGGCGGUGGCGCUACGGUGAUAUAUCUUGGAGGGUCUGGCCAAUCCUCGUCGCUGGAUGUACUGAACAACUCCGCCGUGGUGGUCCGAGACAACAUUGUGUCGAGGCCGGUGCAGUACUUCAUAUUAUUUUUCUGGGCAUUACGUGUGGAGUCCUGGUCAGCGUUUGUGUUUCAGGGCAAUGACAUGCAGGGAAGCUUUAAUGUGUUUCGUUCAAUGUUUCUUUCCUAUGUCUACUACAACUCCUGGCUGCAGUUGAGCGGCAACCUCUGCCGUGAUUCCCCAUCGGAUGCCUUUGCCUACGCAUACCCCGGGGUGAAUCUACGGAGCUCCACGGUGUCUGUGUCCGGCAACAAAUUCAUUUCCAGCACGGGCACGCCGAAGGUGCUUUGGAUAUUAUUAGGGUCCAGCGAUCUCACAAACGGAACGGUUGUGGCCGCGUGCAACACUGUGAACGGCGGUGAGAGAGUGAAAUACGACAUCCCGUCCGUGUACAAUGCGGCCAUUCUGAACUGCAGCGACCCAUGCACCCUCGCGGCGUCGUGUUUUCCUGCGUACACGGCGACGGCGUCGAGUGGUGGCUGCGCCUGCACGUGCGCUGAGGGCGGCCACGGCGAUGCGUGCCUGCCCGUCGCUGUUCCCGAGCCCUCAAGCACUGACGGUGCCGACUCGUGCGUGCAGGACGUGAUUGUGGAUGAGGAAGUGAACGCCGGUUUCGGGACGUCGUUGGUGUGCUACGUUGGUGUGACCUUUGCGGCGGACGUCGUGGUGGACGUGGGCUUGAUGUCAGGGAGCGUGCGCAACGUGACGCUGGUGAACUGCACGUUUUUGGGCGGAGCGAGCCUGUACGUUGUCGGGUGGCGUUCCGAACCGCCUGCUGGCCAGCGCGCCGAUGUGUUGAUCAGCGGGCUCGAGUCGCGCUCCGGCGGCGGCAUGGUGGUGGCGAACCGAUUUCCGCCGGGUUCGCGCGUCACUGUGGUGGACUCGGUGCUGAUUGCAGAGAAGCGUGUUGCGUACCGCGGCGCCUACGACCUUGGCGAUGCGUCCGCGUGCCUCGUGCUGCACAACGUGAAUCUGACGGGGAGCGUGCUAACGAUUGCGCGCACGCAGGUGGCGGCUGUGUUCGGCGACGCUGUUGGCGUGUUGGUGGUUGGCGGCGUGGCGCUGUCGUCGCGCGGAGCGCUGUACGUGGAUGCGCUGUCGGUGCAGACGGCGCUGGGGCUGUGCGUGUCGGUGGAGGGCGGUGUUGCGGCCAGCGGCGGCUCCGUGGUGGCGUUUGUUGACAGCGACUUUCUGCUGUGCAAGCACGCGGUGUCUGUGCGCGGGGCUGUGAGCGUGUCGGGCUCCGCCGUGGCGCUUGUGCGGAGCGACUUUGCGUCGACGGAGGACUACGCGGUGGCGUUUGAUUCGACGGUGAGCCUGGUCGGCGGGUCGAUGCUGCUGCUGAAGGGCAACGUGCACGACGGCGUCUCGAGGGAGAUGCUCCACGCCGCUGGCGCCGUGACCGCUGCUGGGAGCACGCUGAGCUUUGUGCGCAACCGAGCGCUGCUGCCGCGGAUGCUGUCGGUAAACCUGUCGCUUGCGGCUGGGGCGCAUUUGAGGGUUGCAUGCAACGACGCUGGUGGGCGAGUCCUGUCGACGGCGGAGGAGUACGCAGCGGCGGGUUUUGGCGACGCUGGGAGCAUCGACGUUGCUGGGUGCGACGCCUGCGACGGGGACACGUACUGCUACGCGCCCGGGACGGCGACGGCGAGCAUGAAGGACGGUGUGUGCGUGUGCGCGUGCGGCAGCGGCGGGUACGGCGAGGCGUGCGUGCCUGUGGGAGCUCCCGCACUGCCGCCUGCCGUGGGCACUGCGUCGAGUGUGUUUGUCCGCGAGAACUUGACGGUGCGGUCGGUGUUCGUUGUGCCUGCCGGUGCGAGCGAGGUGACGCUGCGCCACGUUGUGCUGGACGGCGUGAGUCCUGUGCUCUACGUGCCGUGGAUGGCGCGUGACGGCGUGCGGAUCGUUGUGCAGAACGUGUCGCUGCGUAACGGCGCCGUGCUGUACGUGAUGGGCGGUGGAGCGUUGCGCGGUGCGGUGGCUGCGGGAAGCAACGAGAGCGGGCCGGUGGAGCUGUCCGUGUGCGAUGUGGAGGCGCUGAACGGUGCGCUUGUGCUGACCGGCACGUUUCCCGCGGGGUCCGUGCUGACGGUGACGGACUCCCUGCUGGUUUCCGCGAGGUCGACGCCGCUUGUGUAUCUUUCCGGCUCGCAGUCCUCACCGUACGCACCGGUGCUGGUGCUGUCGGGCCUGCGGCUUGUGCGGUCCGUGCUGGUUGUGUCUGGCGUUGCCCUCGUGACCGUGAUGACUGGUGGGCGGACGGUGGUGGUGGACGGCGCCGUGCUGGAGCUCGUCGGUGGCGGUGUUGCGCUGGACGCGGCUGUGUUCGGUGGCGAAUAUGCGUUGUACGCGAGUGCACGCGUGGUGGCGUCGGAGGGCGCUGUGCUGCGCGUGUCGGGGAGCCAGGUGUACGCCGCGCAUGGGUUGUUGUUCGACAACGGGGUGAUGGCCAACGCGUCCGCCGUCGUAGUGAACGACAACGCCGGUGCGCUGACCGAUGGCGCGCUGCUGGUGCUGCGGGAGAUGGCGUCGUUUGUGUCCGGGUCGUGGCUGUCGGUGCGCGGCAACAGCAUCAGUGGCAGGCUCCUGUCGGUGCCGUCGUACCCGCGCCGUGCGGAGCUUGUGCAGAGCACGCUGACGCUUCACAAGAACGCUGGCAGCGGACCCGUCGUGAUGGACGGCACCGUUGAGCUCGGGGACGCCGGCCGAGAGUUCGUCGUGGGGUGCCUGACGCUCAACGGGCAGGCGCUGCAGCCGAUCGACUACAGGUCCGCCGGCAUCAUCGGGGAAUUCCGCCCCGUGGCGUGCAGCGUGUGCGACGCCGACGUGAACUGCUUUGCUGCUGCGACGAGGGCGAUGUCGGGGUCGUGCCGCUGCCGCUGUGCUGAGGGCGGGUACGGGCGCGACUGCCUGCCUGUGUACCUGCCGCACGUGGACGGGUGCAACCGCACGCUCGAGAAACCGCUGCUGAGCCACACGGCAACGCUGACGGCGACGCGCAGCCUGACGCCAACGUGGACGCCAACACCGCCAACAACGAGCCUGAGCGCGACGCGCUACAGUCCGACGAACUACGGACCGACGGAGAAGCUGCAGGUGACGGAAACGGUGACGCUGCUGCCCACGCCGACCCCGGCAGCGUCGGUUACGGCGACGGUGCUGCCGACCGCGACAAUGACGGCAUCGGACUCACUGCCGACCCCGGCAGCGUCGGUUACGGCGACAGUGACGGCAUCGGAGUCACUGAGCAUGAGCCUGUCGGUGAGCAGCACACCGUGGUGGAGCGACGUGGCGUGCCCGACACUCGCCGUGACGACGACGGCGGCUGGUGGGAGCCUGACGCAGAACGACAUUCGCGGCGGUGGGAGCGCCGUCCCGACGCGGCUGAUGAUGGCGCUGCCGCCGCCGUUCCGCUGGACAAGCGACCCGCAGCUCGGCACGCACCUGAGCUUCGUGCCUGUGUCGACGGCGCAGCCGACCGGCUUUGGUGGUCCGUGGGGAGCGAUGCUGAGCAACGCAACGUGGGAGCGCAACGCGACGAAUCCUUUCACCGUCCUGGAGCUGGCUGUGCCCGUGCACCGCGGUUACUUCAUUGGUGCCGACGAGACGAUAGUCAUUCGCUGCGACGCUGUGGCGGUGUUUGGCGGCUGCAGGGGUGUGCUGCUUGGGUCUUUCACGAUCGCGUCCAACACGCCGCCUGCUGUUGCCAGCGCCCUCUCGGCGAUCACCGGCGUUGUUGCGGGUGCGACGGCUGUUGCCAUGGUGGUGACCGGCGGGCUGGGCUCCAUCCUGGAGGUGCAGGCGCUCGGCGUGUUCGCGAGGAUGUCGUGCGCCUCUGCGCAGGAGCGUGCGAGCACCGUUGCGCUGCCGUACUUCCUGUCGGUGUUCGCUGCCCUUGACCCGCUGUGGAUGGUGGUGGGCAACGCGCUGCUUGCCGCUGUGUUCGGCUGCGUGCACUACGGUGUGACGGCGGCCUUCCAGCGGUGGCGCGGCGUGGACGCGGCGACUGCGUGGGCGGCGAUGCGCUUCCCGAGCCUGACGUACGUCGUGGCUCACGCGAUGCACCUCGGCAUUUUCUUCGGCUCCGUGUUUGCAGUGGCGAUGCCCGGCGCCCGCGUGCAGCACUACGUGAUUGGUGUCGUUGGCGUGCUGUACGGUGUGGCGUUCCCUGCUGGCGUGUGCUACUUCAUUGCCCGCCACACGGGCGCGAGCUUUGCGAAGUACUGGCAGUUUUCGAGGAAGCCGCUGCACGAGCGCCUGCUGUACCCCGUCGGGUAUUGGCACCCCGCGGCGCAGCAGCGGAUGUACGGCGGUAUGCUGACGAACAUGAGGGGCAGCCACGUGUACUGGUGCGUGUUCCAGCUGUCGGUGCUGUGUGUGGUGGGCCUGAUUGCGGCUGUGCACCCGCCCGUGGGAGGCUGCCACGUCCUGUACUUCUGCAUGGCGGCUGUGCUGCUUGCGGGUGCGGGCGUGGUUGCCUUCACGAACAUGAUGCGCUCGGCCUUCCUGACGGUGAUGCGCACGGCGAGCUUUGUGCUCCUUGCGGCGCUGUGCCUGACCAGCGCGGCCAACCAUCUUGCGCCCAGCGACGGCGGUGCGAGGGCGUACGCGGCACUUCUGAUGCUGCUGACCACUGUGCUGCUUGCGGCCACUGUGUACUGUGCGGUUGUGUGGUACGUGGAGGACCGCCACUGGCAGGAACUGCGCGAGCCGCAGCGUGGCGAGCUGGAUGCGCUGCUGCACGAUGACGAGGAGAGCGACGAAGAGUUGCGGAAGCACCACGAACGGACAUCAUCGUCGUACGCUUCAGGCAGCGCCGGCGCGUCGUCGUACCGACCACCCGCACCGCCGCGGUGGGAACGCAUCAUUGUUAGCAACGAACGCAGCCCAGAUACCAUUGACCGUCAGCCGCAGCCACUGGCAGUCGACACCCACUCCAACGCAUUAAGCUUCCUGGACCGUGCAUCAACUACAAGUGGGAGCGUGAAUCACGCUAUCCCGUGA
Molecule: messenger RNA, 10563 nt
Organism: Trypanosoma cruzi
Lineage: Eukaryota; Euglenozoa; Kinetoplastea; Trypanosomatida; Trypanosomatidae
Product: dispersed gene family protein 1 (DGF-1), putative
Exons: 1
Coding region: 1-10563 (3520 amino acids)
Molecular function (GO): Notch binding
Source: RefSeq, a predicted model, not a curated record